UCUUUCUUUUUUUCUUCCUCCUUCUACUCCUCCAACCACAAAGAAGGUUGGGUCUUCUUCUUCCUUCGGCUUUAUGUCUUGAUGUCCCCAUCACAUAUCUUCAUGUACUUAUCUCUUACUGAUGAGGUUUCGAGGUAAAAAAAUAAUUUUUGCUGGCCUUUCUUUUCCCAUAUCUUCAUGUACUUAUCUCUUCCUGAUGUGGUUUCGAGGAUUAUGCAAUGGUUAAAUAGGGGAACAGGAGAACAGGAGAGUGUUUGAUAAGAGAGAACAACCAUUACAAUGAAUAUCUGUAGGCAUUUUGAUACUUUAUUAUGCAGUGGGAGUGCAUCUUAAAGGAAUUUCAGGAGGUGCAGUGACUGGACUGUGUCUUGAGUUGGCUUAAUCUUGUUUGGGAUAUUAUUUUUAUUUUAAACAUUUGUGCCUUUUAUACAUCUUGAUAAUUAGAUACAGGAAAGCUUGUCGAAUGGAAAUUUUGUUAUAUUAUACCCCUUAAACACCAAACUUGUUCCAUCAACAAUUCAACAAUUCAACAAUUCAACAAUUCAACAUUGAAAUAUUAUUUUGGAACUGCUUACUUGUGAAUCAGUUUCUAAAUUCACGUUAUUCUUUUCAGUUUUCUUAUUUCACUAGAUUUUUUUACAGGAGGGAAAUGAACCACUGGUGUCUGCUGCUUUAGACUUUAAAGCAAUGCUUGAGGCAGCACUUCUCAGCCCUUACAAAUUCUGUAUGAUUUACAUCUUGGUUUCUUUGCUAUGAUAAGGAGAGUACAUCACUGUCUAGUGCUGUCGACGGAAAUGUGAGCAACACUGAACAAAUUCGUGCAGAGCUGGAUUCUGCAGCAUCCAUGGCAUCGGAUACCGUUGAAGUUGCCAGUUCUGAAAAUACUGCUGGAAUUAUAGAUGCAGUUCCACCUAUUACUUCUGGAAACUCCAUCUCUAUUCAGGAUUCAGACAUCCAAUCACAUAAUUUGGCUUCUGCAUUAAUUUCUGGAAGCCUUUUUGACGUGGAUGAGGAAUCAUUUCCUUCAUCUGUUCAAGAAAUUCAUGAAAUCUUCCCAACCAAAGAUGUAGAUACCCAUCAAGGUGUUAAUGAGAUAGAAACUGGACCUAGUCCUCCAUUGGUAGCUGACGAUGCCGCUGCAAACAACAUUGCUUCUCAGAAUGAACCUCUUCCAGAUAACCAAACAUCCACAACAUCAUUACCUCCUCUAGAUGAUGCGGAUGAUGUAAUAGAGGCUAGUGAGCUGCAUUCUGGAUCUGCUGGAUUGUCUUUCCAUGCGCCCAAUGAGAGAGAUUCAGUUGAUGCAUCUUCAGAAACUUCGACUUAUGGAGGAGUUGAAGGCCAUUGCCAAAUCUCCAAUGAUCUGCUGAUGUUAUGUGAAGACAAACAUGAAAAAAAAAUUUCUUCUGGCCAAACAGUUGGAGGAUCAUUGCCACUUCCUUCAAAGGAGAUAUUCUGUGGUUCUGAUUGUGAUGAUGAUUGUGAUGAUCAUGAAGAGGAUCUUUCAGUCAUAUCUGAAGAUGCUGUAGUUUCACAAAGUCAUCUGGCCAGUCAUAAUGUGACUGGUGAUGGAGAGCCGCAUACAUCAAGUAGCCACCAUUCUGGGAGUUAAUUUGUCUUUCAUGGAAUGAUUUUCAUGACCAAGUCAAAGACUCGACUUAAGAAUAGAAGAAGCCAACUAUAGACAGUAUGCCAACAGUUGAGGAUAACACUUUCUCCACCCUGUUAUCUGUUUCGCAAGAAUCGGAAAGCCUUUCUUGCUCAAGAAACUCUCAUGACUUGGUUUCCCUGCUCAAGCUCUAGCAAGAAAUAAUAUUCCAAAAACAAAAAAAAGGUGACUACAGAUCGGAGAAUAUACUGUUGCCAAAAAAAAGGGUGACUACAGAACCUCACACUAACAUUUUUUUUUGUUUUCUGGAUCCAAUAUUGGGGGGACCAAUCAAAUGCAGUCUUCAAUGACACUUGUUCAACUCAACUGACGGCUUCUCCUUUAACUCCCUACUGGUUAUGUACACUGCUGUUAAUCAUUUGCUGAAGAUAGAGCUGCAUGUAUUUGUUCUCACCAUAUUCAGUGCAUUCAAACCUUUAGACUAAGAAAUCUCUGUCAUUUUAAAUUCUCAUAUUUCACUCCAACUCAGAAUGGGUCAUACUUAACCCAAACCAUUAGGGACAGGUCAUUAACCAGUUUAAUUUUUUGAAUAAUUUGGAUUACUUCUUAGAA
This is a messenger RNA of Macadamia integrifolia, 2221 nucleotides long. RefSeq lists its product as uncharacterized. The record is from RefSeq and is a predicted model, not a curated record. Bases 845 to 1612 code for a protein of 255 amino acids. The transcript is spliced from 3 exons. Lineage: Eukaryota; Viridiplantae; Streptophyta; Magnoliopsida; Proteales; Proteaceae.